AUGCCCGUCUCCGAACAUCGGCCGUCCUUCCUUAUUGAGGCUUGGACCCUCUAUGCCAUUGGCACGUCUAUUAUCUUUACACGCUUUGCAGUGCGAUUCAAGACUGUCGGACUCCGUGGACUACAGGGCGAUGACUUCUUUUCACUUCUGGUCCUGCUGUUUUAUACAGUGGAUGCAUUUACAGUACAUAUGAUUUAUUUCCUGGGCACGAAUAUCGAAGGUGGCGCCGCAGCGAAAACACACACCUGGUACGCCUACACGGCACUGAUUUGGUCUCUCAAGGGCACUAUGCUGUGCUUCUUUUCUCGCAUGACGAUCGGUACAUGGCACAAUGUUUUUGUCAAGACAGUCUCUGUUAUUUGCGUUGUCUCAUAUGCCGCUGUUUUCCUUACAAUCACCUUUGGAUGCUUUCCCUAUCACAAGAACUGGCAGGUUCUGCCAAGUCCCGGACUGGUUUGCACUUUAAAGAUGCAAAACUUCUUGGUCACAACUGUACUAAACGUCUUGACUGACGGUCUCAUUCUUUGUAUUCCCUUACCUCUUCUCUGGAAGCUCCAGGUUCCACUUCGCAAGAAACUCGUUGUCGGACUUCUUCUCUCCUCGGGCGCCUUCGUCAUCGCAGCAGCCAUCACUCGAGUCGUCCUCACCCUCUCCGCCAAUCCUUCCGCACUCACAAUUAACUCAUGGGGUGUACGCGAAACCAUCGUCGGAAUUCUCACAGUCAACAUCCCCAUCCUACGACCAUUAUUUUCUAAGGCCUUCUGGACGGGACAGUCUGUAUCCAACCUCGGUUCUUCAUACCGAACACAAAACCGAACAGCGGGUACUCGUGGCAACGGAACGACAGACUUGGGCCCCUACGAGCUCACGCCAAGUAUCAAUGAAGGCGCAAAGCCAAGCGAUAGAGGCAGCCAAGAUUCCAUCAUACCGAGAAACAUCAAGUUGGCGGAUAUCGUUGUUUCCAAGACAUACAAUGUCACUCAUGGCAAUGGCGUUGACAAUGGGUCGUGGUAUGGUGAUCACAACGGUGCGUCCAAGGCUUCUGUGCACGCCGAGUCACCCGUAUAA
Fusarium graminearum PH-1 is the source of this 1068-nucleotide messenger RNA. RefSeq lists its product as uncharacterized. The transcript is spliced from 8 exons. Lineage: Eukaryota; Fungi; Ascomycota; Sordariomycetes; Hypocreales; Nectriaceae. The record is from RefSeq and is a predicted model, not a curated record. Bases 1 to 1068 code for a protein of 355 amino acids.